AUGAUUAAAUGCUAUUACAAGUGUAAAAGAAAAAAUAUUUUAGUACCAACAAUUUAAACACUAAACAAAUAAAAUACUACUUUAAAACGUAAAUUAAAAAUUUGUAUCUUCGUUAUCAAUUUUUCUUCUACUUUAAUUUUCAACCUUGAAUUUAGCAUUUGCAGGAAAUAAAAUUUAUCAUACAUAACUCUAUUCAAGUAACAAGAUGUUAUGAAAGAAAUAAUUGCUUGA
Tetrahymena thermophila SB210 is the source of this 231-nucleotide messenger RNA. Its product is annotated as transmembrane protein, putative. The record is from RefSeq and is a predicted model, not a curated record. NCBI's taxonomy places the organism in Eukaryota, Ciliophora, Oligohymenophorea, Hymenostomatida, Tetrahymenidae. The transcript has a single exon.